AGGCGGGCCCGGCCGCACGGCUCGGCGGCAGCGGCCCCGUGCUCAGGGCCAUGUGGAACCCCGCAGCGCUGUGCUGCAGAACGGCCGCCAGCGCCCGAUCCCCGCUGCUCCCGAGGUCACACACCUUAAACCGCGUGUUUGGAAGAGAAUAUGAUGCCCUGUGUCAGCAGCCAGCACAGGGGGUGCAGGGUGAGGGGCUGGGAAGGACACCCGGCGUGCUGCCCUGCCGCUCAGUAAGUAGUAAAGCGAAAUACAGACAGUAUGCACAAACUUACCCUGUCCUGGACGGACGCAUCCUGUCUGUGUACCGACAUGUGUUCGAAGAAAAUCUAAGGAACAGCGAGGCUGUUGUGAAAAGAUACUCAGAGUUGCUAGAGAUGGUCAGGAAAGGAGGGGGAGACAAGGCCAUCUGGCGUCACACUCAGAGAAACAAGAAGAUGUUUGUUCGGGAGCGCCUGAAGCUGCUGCUUGACCACGAGUCUUUCCUUGAGCUGUCUCCACUGGCAGGGCUCAACAUGCCCUAUGGUGAUGUCCCUGCAGCUGGGUGCCUUACUGGAAUCGGCAGAAUCUGCGGGGUCUGGUGUGUCUUCAUGGCAAACGAUGCAACUGUAAAAGGAGGAACGAUUUAUCCCAUUGGGGUGAAGAAGCAGUUAAGAGCUCAAGAAAUAGCCAUGCAGAACAGGCUGGUAGCCGUGUACCUGGUUGACAGCGGGGGAGCAUUCCUGCCACUGCAGGCAGAGCUGUUUCCUGACAAGUCACACGGUGGCAGAGUUUUCUACAAUGAAGCGAUAAUGUCUGCCAUGAGAAUCCCGCAGGUGGCAGUGGUGUGUGGCUCCUGUGUGGCUGGAGGUGCCUAUGUCCCAACCAUGGCAGAAGAAACUGUGAUUAUAGAUAAAAUUGGUACAUUAUUCCUUGCUGGCCCACCUCUGGUAAAAGCUGCUACAGGAGAAUAUGUCUCUCCCGAGGACUUGGGAGGAGCCAGACUCCACUCUCAUGUCAGUGGCUGCAGUGACCAUUUUGCAUCUUCAGAGAAGGAAGCCUAUGAAUGUAUUCGGAACGUUAUCUCCACAUUGAAUUAUGAUCCCCUGCCAGAGGAGGCCGUAGAGCACGACAGCCCUUUGUACAGCCCCGAUGAGCUCCUGGGGCUGGCACCACGGGAUUACAGGUGUACUCUUCCUGUCAAGUUGAUUCUGAGCCGUCUGCUGGAUGGAAGCAGAUUCCAGGAGUUCAAGGCUAAUUAUGGAAUGACGUUAGUAACAGGAUUUGGCCAUGUGGAAGGGCACUUGGUGGGGAUAGUGGCCAACAACGGGGAGCUGUCUCAUGAUGCUUCUCUCAAGGGUAGCCACUUCGUGCAGCUGUGCAGCCAGCGGAGCAUUCCCAUCCUCUUCUUCCAGAACACAGCUCCACAGACAGCAGAGCCAACAAGCACCUCACAGGCAGAGGCUCACUCCAGCAGAUUGAAAGCUCAGGCCUCCAUGAUGGCUGCUGUUGCUUGUGCUGCUGUUCCCAAAAUAACCAUUGUAGUCGGUGGCUGUUUCGGGAGUGAGAGUUACGUUAUGUGUGGGAGAUCGUUCAGCCCAAACUUCCUGUUCUUGUGGCCUAAUGCAAGAGUUGCUCUUGUGGAUUCAAGACAUCUCUCCACAGUCCCACAAGCUGGGGACAGUGACCACGGAGGAGAGGAAGCAGAGCUAAAAGAGCUGAAAGAAAAGCUAGAGGAAGAAAGCAGUGCAUUUUACUCCUCUGCCAGGCUCUGGGAUGAUGGCAUAAUUCUACCUCAAAAUACUCGAAAGGUGAUUGCAGAUUGUUUGAAGAUCACAGAACAGCAGAAGUACCAGGUUGUGUCUCCGUGUCAGCAUCCUGUUAUGAGGAUGUAACUGCAGCCACGUUCAAAUCAGUGCUUGAAAGUUGCACCAUGUACUAGAAAUCUUUCAUGUAAAUGAUCUUCUCGCUCUUUGAUACCAUUAAUAAAAACAUUGAACCACUGCAGCCAAACAAGAA
Strigops habroptila (Kakapo) is the source of this 1998-nucleotide messenger RNA. RefSeq names its product methylcrotonoyl-CoA carboxylase beta chain, mitochondrial-like. Gene Ontology annotation, molecular function: methylcrotonoyl-CoA carboxylase activity. Gene Ontology annotation, biological process: L-leucine catabolic process. Gene Ontology annotation, cellular component: mitochondrion; methylcrotonoyl-CoA carboxylase complex. Lineage: Eukaryota; Metazoa; Chordata; Aves; Psittaciformes; Psittacidae. The coding region runs from base 51 to 1874 and encodes 607 amino acids. The record is from RefSeq and is a predicted model, not a curated record. The transcript has 13 exons.